CAAAUUUUAAAAAUACAUACACAUACAUACAAAGCGUAAUACUCGCGGAGCCAAAAAAUUAUCACGAAAAAAAUUGCAAACAGUGAUGUUGUGAUUUUCAUAAGUUUUCAAAAUUUCAAAAAUCUUGUUCCUUUCUGCCAUCAAAUUUUGAAUAAUUGUUCGUUUUUCGAAAAGAUUCUUUUUAUAAUCAAGAAGAUUUCAUAGACUAUACCGUCACAAUGGCUUCAAUUGGUUUCGAUAUGGUUUCAAGUGCCCCGGAUUGGCUCUCAGCAGAACAUUCUACCGGCACCACUAUUAUGGCUGCUGAAUUUAAUGGUGGUGUUGUUAUCGGAGCCGAUUCGCGAACAACUACUGGAUCAUACAUUGCUAAUCGUGUUACCGACAAGCUGACUCGAGUUACAGACUACAUCUACUGCUGUCGUUCUGGUUCUGCUGCUGAUACGCAAGCUAUAGCAGAUAUAGUAAAUUAUCACUUAGAAUUCCAGAGAAUGGAAAUGAAUGAAGAACCUUUAGUAGAGACAGCUGCUAAAAUAUUUCAAGAAAUGGUGUACAAUUAUAGAUCCAGUCUGUUGGCAGGUUUGAUUGUUGCAGGAUGGGACCGACGCAAAGGUGGUCAGGUUUAUUGUGUUCCUGUCGGAGGAAUGCGAGUUCGAGAAAAAGUUGCUAUUGGCGGAUCCGGUAGUGGAUACAUCUACGGUUUUGUUGAUUCCAAUUAUAAAGAAAAUAUGGAAAAGGAAGCAUGCGUCAAAUUUGUCGCUAAAGCCGUGUCUUUGGCCAUGGACAGAGAUGGUUCCAGUGGAGGUGUAGUUCGUAUUGGUAUCAUCGAUGGUACAUCGCCCAAAGUAGAGAGAAGAGUAUACACUGAAGAUCAGUUUUCCUCCUUGUAAUUUUUGCUGAUGUGAUGCAUUACGUGUAAAUUUUUUUUCAACUGUUAUAUCUGUGAAGGUCUUGGAAGAGUUAUUUCUAUAUUUACCUAUCGUCUGUAUUUUUUCUCGGUAUGAUUAAAAAAAUAUACAUUUUGAUAAUUUACUCUCAUUACUUA
Messenger RNA from Planococcus citri (citrus mealybug), 1042 nucleotides. It is a transcript of the gene Prosbeta1, whose product is annotated as proteasome beta1 subunit. Gene Ontology annotation, molecular function: threonine-type endopeptidase activity. Gene Ontology annotation, cellular component: proteasome core complex. The record is from RefSeq and is a predicted model, not a curated record. Lineage: Eukaryota; Metazoa; Arthropoda; Insecta; Hemiptera; Pseudococcidae. Bases 219 to 887 code for a protein of 222 amino acids. The transcript has 6 exons.